Oldenlandia corymbosa var. corymbosa is the source of this 435-nucleotide messenger RNA. The record is from the annotation of a GenBank genome assembly. Lineage: Eukaryota; Viridiplantae; Streptophyta; Magnoliopsida; Gentianales; Rubiaceae.
AUGCUGGGGUGGAAGACGAAGCAGAUUUUAAUUGCUUUGGCAGUGGUUAUGUUGGUGGCAAUGGCUGCUUAUGUCAAGCUUUGGACUAUUGCUUAUCAAAUAUCCGCCACCGAAGCCGCUGCGUUAAGGCAGCAGUUUGAUCUUGCCAGCAGAGAAGCCAUGGAUGAAUCCGCUGCGUGGAGGCAGAGAUUUGACACCGAGGCGGGGAAAAACCAAAGGUGCAUGAAGGAGCUAAAUCAGAUGAAGAAAUCUCGUAACUUCACAGAUGUGGUUGGUCUUAACAAGAAGUUGGUGAUGUUGGAAAAGAAUUUCCAGUUACCUUUGCUAAUUAUUUUCGUUUUGAAUUACAAGGAAAAUAUGGACCUGCUUGAACGGAUAGAGAUGUUGAAACAAGAACUUGAAGCAGAGAAGUUGAACUGCAAUGCGCGGCAAUAG